GACGUUCAAUUCAAAUUGUAUAGGUUUCCAAAUUUUCAAAAAAAGAAAAAAAAAACCACAAAAUUAAAAAAAAAAGUAAAAGACAUGGCGUGGUGCUUCCGCAACAUUCGGCGCCACAUGGGCAUGCUGGUGCGUCAGAACUUCGCCAAAAGUUGCGAGAAGAAGCUAAACGAGCAGAUUAACAUGGAGUUGAAGGCAUGCCACCAGUACUUGGCCAUGGCCUACCAUUUCGAUCGCUCGGAUAUCAGCUCACCCGGAUUGCACGGAUUCUUCCUGAAGGCGAGCGCCGAGGAGCGGGAGCACGCGGAGAAGAUCAUGACGUACAUGAACAAGCGGGGUGGUCUCAUCGUUUUGAGCAGUGUACCGGAGCCACUGCCCUGCUUCCCCAGCAGCUUGGCUGCACUGAAGCACGCCCUGAAAAUGGAACUGGAGGUCAAUCAGCAUCUGCUCGAUUUGCACGCCCUGGCUGGCAAGGAAUCGGAUCCGAAUCUCUGCGAUUUCAUAGAGGCCAACUUUCUGCAGGAGCAGGUGGAUGGCCAGAAGAUCCUGGCCGACUAUAUCAGCCAAUUGGAGAGGGCCCAAAACGAUGUGGGCGAGUACCUGUUCGACAAGUAUAUGGGUACGGGCAUGCAUCCUGCGAAUCGAAUCCCAUAAAGUGGACCGCCUUCUGAUGAAGAAUUCGGUUUUAUAUUCUGCUGCCCCAUGUGUGUUGAGUAAAGAUUCGUUGAAACCCAAAAGAUUAAUUUUUUGGCCGAUCAAUGGGUUGGCUUUCUUGCUGACACCUAUCAGU
Drosophila erecta is the source of this 790-nucleotide messenger RNA. RefSeq names its product ferritin heavy chain (gene Fer3HCH). Gene Ontology annotation, molecular function: ferrous iron binding; ferric iron binding. Lineage: Eukaryota; Metazoa; Arthropoda; Insecta; Diptera; Drosophilidae. Gene Ontology annotation, cellular component: cytoplasm. The record is from RefSeq and is a predicted model, not a curated record. The transcript is spliced from 2 exons. Gene Ontology annotation, biological process: iron ion transport; intracellular iron ion homeostasis. The coding region runs from base 85 to 654 and encodes 189 amino acids.